CCUUUACAGCUUUCUGUGCGAGUUUCGAGCUAAGAUGGCGUCUGCACAGUUAACGGAUGAGGAGCUUUUCUCUGAGUUAAAGCGCUUUGGAUUCUUCCCGGGCCCGAUCACAGAGAACACUCGGCCUGUGUAUUUGAAGAAACUGAAGAAACUACGCGAGGAGCAACAACAACGAGGGUCUAGAUUUGGGAAAACGCGAAACAGCGGCAGCAUCAACAACAACAGCGGCGGCAGUGGUAAUAGCAGCAACACAGCGGCGGGAGCUUCGAGACCCAAAGCCAGGCCAGCCAGCAAUGACGUCACGCACCUGAGCGCAAGCCGGAGCCCCGGUGGGCGCCCGACCCCGAACGAAAGGCGCACAAGCGGGGGUGGGAAGUUCGUGCUCGGAUUUAGCUCCGAUGAAUCGGAUGCCGAGAUACCCCAGAAAAAGGAGGGCCUAAACCAUAGCAGCAGUAGGAGAGACCGAGGCUCUGACUCGCAGCGCCAGCAGACAAGGCCUACAGGAACACCCAGUGGCGCUCGCAGGAGCCCAGGAGUCGGCGUGAACAACUCCUCGCCCGCGCACGAUAGUCUGAGAAGCAGCACUGGGGCUGCCUGGUGGGGCGAUCGAGACAAAUACUCAGCCAAUCGUUCUCAAUCAUCUGUGAACGACGGAAGAGCUUACGAAGAAGACGACGACUACGAGGAGGAGACCGAGAGGGACACACGGGCGCUGAACGGCAGCAGGGCGUCUUACACAUUGCAUACCAGCAAGCUUCCCGGGGAUUAUUCGGAUUCGGAUGAGGAGAAGGAGGAGGGGGGCACGGAGAAAGACCGUCAGCGAGAACGCCGUCUGACUUCCACGCGAAGUCAUUCGAAAACCUCAUCCCCCUACAAAACUUUCAGGGGGUCUCCAAGCGGCCAGGGGAAAAUGGCAGUCGGAAUUCGAGUAAAUGACACUUCAGACGCUAGCAGUCUAGACAGGGCGAGGGGGGAGGAGGACGACGACGAAACCACAGGCGUUGGAGAGUCUGCCCUGAGCGGCGGCCUGCUCAACCGCCACUAUCCCAGAAUGUACGGCUCAGGAAUCAUUGACGAAACUUCAGGGGAAGGAAGUAAUAGCAAUCCAUCGGCAUAUCUGAGAAAUCAUAUUGAUGGCGGGGAAGGAGCCAGUACCAGCGGCUUUAGCAUUGGGCUAAAACCACGGUAUUCUUCUCACAACAGCCUGUGUGGCACCUAUCGGCCUAACCAUUCGAACCACACGGGCUCCAAUCACGCCUACAGCCAGUCGACCCACAAACAGAAACUGUCUGUUCCCGAAGACGAGCUUCUGCAGCAAUUUAAAAGGGAAGAGGUCUCGACAACAGGCGGCUUUAGUGCUCACUACCUUUCCAUGUUUCUCCUAAUCGCUGCCUGCCUCUUCUUCGUUCUGCUUGGCCUGAUGUACCUGCGCAUGAGAGGCACUGGCGCCUCCGAGGUGGAUGCCAUCCGGAGCCACCCGUUUGGAACAGUAUUUGAUGAGACUUAUAAUACCGAAGAGAAAAAGACAAUUCUGAAACUGCUGCUUCAUCUACAUGAGCACCUUGCCAAUAUCGCAGGUGAAUAUGACUGUGGGGACCAGAAGCAAGUGUUAAACAGAAGCUUGUCCAUGAGCGAUGCGGAAGCAUAUUUAAAGCUCCAGAACCCGGCCUAUGGAGAGUUAAUGGUGUCUGCCUUGGAGUGGAUCGUUCGGACAGGAGAGGAUGUGGGCAUACGGUUGAUUGGAGCCGUCCCGGAGGAGGCGGUGACUGACGUGUCGGAGAUCAGCCGCCUAGAGUCCACCCAUCCUCGGAUGUCCUUCCUGUGUCGCUUCCGAAGGGCGUUCUUCACCGUCAUCCUCAGAGUGCUCCUCAUACUUGCAGGAAUCGGGAUGGUGUGGGGCCUGCUGAGUUACAUGAAGUACCGCUGGAGGAGAGAGGAGGAGGAGACCAGGCAGAUGUACGACAUGGUGGAGAGAAUCAUCGAUGUUUUGCGGAGCCACAGUGAGGCUUGUCAAGAGAAUAAAGAUUUGCAGCCCUACUUGCCCAUACCACACGUCCGAGACGCACUCAUUCAGCCGCAGGACAGGAAGAAGAUGAAGAAGGUGUGGGACAGGGCCGUGAAGUUCCUGGCCGCCAACGAGUCGCGCAUCCGCACGGAGGUGCAGCGGGUGGAGGGAGCCGACAAGGAGGUCUGGAGGUGGCUGCAGCCCUCCAUGUCCUGUGACAAGAUCAUGAUGCCCUCCAAAGUCUGGCAAGGCAAAGCGUUCCCACUGGACAAGAGGAACUCUCCACCCAACAGUUUAACACCCUGUCUGAAGAUCCGCAACAUGUUUGACCCCGUAAUGGAGGUCGGGGAGAACUGGCAUCUGGCCAUCCACGAGGCCAUUCUUGAAAAAUGCAGCGACAACGAUGGAAUCGUCCACAUUGCCGUCGACAAAAAUUCCAGAGAGGGCUGUGUCUAUGUCAAGUGUCUCUCGGCAGAGCAUUCUGGCAAGGCCUUCAAGGCGCUGCAUGGCUCCUGGUUUGAUGGUAAGCUGGUGACGGUGAAGUACCUGCGACUGGACCGCUACCACCAGCGCUUCCCCCAGGCGGUGGGCUGCACGGCCCCCCUGAAGCCCUCCAGCUCCAGCAGCAGCCUCAUGGAUGCCAUGGCAGGCCUCCGCCACCGCUCCAACACAGCCAACUCCCUCGGCUUCUCCUGAGGAGCCUGCUCUAGCUCUCUCCCUCCCGCAGCGCUCUCCCCACACUACCACCGCCCACCCAGCCCCAGCCCCCUACCUCGCACCCAGCCCCACCCACCUUCUCACUGACUGACUCCUCCUCACUCUCUCCCCCCUUCCCUGCAGCCCCCCACCUCCUGCUCCAUCGCUGAUGCUGAGGCACACAUGCCGCCCGAGCAGCGCUAACGUUAGAGCUUCCUGCCGCGGCUGACCAUUGGGGAGGGGAGGCGGGGAGUGCAGCUGCAACUAAGGGAAGGGAUGCUCGAGUGUAUGACAAGGGGGUCAAACCUCAAGGGCCUCUUCGGAGCAACCCGACUGAGCUCUGGAAGGGGGUUGAUCAACUGGUUUAGAGUUAAGUGACACGAGUGUGUGAGAACUCCUUUCGCCUUCAGCUCCCGGCCCUCACCCUGCUUCUCUGGUGCAGUGGACACAAAUUUAUAUCUUUGGUUUUUUUUUAUAAUACAUAAACUCUAUGGAUCUAAAGAGACGUGGCUUCCAAGUUAUAAUGUUCAUAUUUAAAAAGGUAUAUGUAAGAGAGGGCUGCACUUCUGUCUCUCUCUAUGGUGCGCGCUCUCCCUUUCCCCACCCCCGUUUUUAUGAAACGUCCCUCCCUCUCUCCCGACGCUAAGCGGAGAGACUGCGAGAUCUACAUAACUGCAUGUGCUGGUUAAAGUAUGCCUAUAUUUAAGCUUUGAAUUGUAACAUAAAAAUGUGGAUGUUUAUUUCUUA
This is a messenger RNA of Engraulis encrasicolus (European anchovy), 3448 nucleotides long. RefSeq names its product LEM domain containing 3 (gene lemd3). The record is from RefSeq and is a predicted model, not a curated record. NCBI's taxonomy places the organism in Eukaryota, Metazoa, Chordata, Actinopteri, Clupeiformes, Engraulidae. The transcript is spliced from 13 exons. The coding region runs from base 35 to 2701 and encodes 888 amino acids. Gene Ontology annotation, biological process: negative regulation of BMP signaling pathway; nuclear envelope organization. Gene Ontology annotation, molecular function: chromatin DNA binding.